GUGGUUUGGUCGCCGCAAUCGCAUCCAUGCAUUUGACACUCGUCCCAUGACCGGUCUCGCAGGGAAAAGCGCAAGCGGGGCGAGCCCCAGACUCCCGAUAAGCACAUGAACUGCAGCAAGCGAUGCUGGGACGGCAUGAUCCGCUCGUGGAGGCGGAAGCUGCACGAGUACGAUCCGCCGUCCCAUGCCUCGCCCGGCGAGCCCAGCGACCUCGCCGAUGUCUCCUGCUCAAUCGCCUCACCUGCCAGCGACGGCGUCGGUCCUCUGCUCGUCUCUAGUGGCUUGGGCGACGCCGACUGUUCUCCUGACUCCAAGACCCAGACGCCAAACUCGGUCAAAAGCGUCCUCGACGGCAGUAGCUGUGACUACUCUCCAAGGGCCAUACGAAAGACCAGACCGCGAUCGCGGAGCGACGAGAUGCAUCUUCGAUCCUCGCAACUGGCUGACGAUUCGCUCGCCGGCGUUGCUGCCCUGAACCUCGAGGAGCUCUGCAACGACUCGGACCUGUGGCUCCCUCCCUCGCCAACCCCCAAGCCCCGCGGUCACUGUUGCUGUGCCGAUCAUCCAUCGGGCGACCUCUCCCCAACACCUCGACCCACCCCCGUCAACGCCGCGCGCUGUCGCUCUCCCUUCAUGGGGUCGGAUCUUGCUUCGUGUCCGCCCCUUGCCCUUCCCUCGCCCGAUUCCCAUCGGGCCAGUCCAUCAGCUACGUUUAUGACGCGUGCCGACAACGACGCCGACACCAUCGCUCUCGCCCAUGCGGAGACUUUACAUCUCGCCGCCAGUGCCGAUGCCGCCGACGCCUCGGGUGACGCUGUCGAUUUUCGUUCGUACGUGGACCAGUACGUGCAAUCCUUCUCGCCCUCCAAGCUCUUGAAAAAACGUUCGUCUUCUAUGGAUAUCGAGGAUGGGCCCGAGAUGGCCCAGAGUCCUCGCGCAUCACUGCCCGAGCCACCGUCGGAAACCCGUGCUCACGACGCAAGUGAGAUUCCCAACGAGCUAGUCGAUCGAACGAGGAACGUGUUCCUGACCAACGGCAUUGUGCAGGACCUCGAGUCCUUUGACUCGGUCGUCCAGCAGUUUGUCCGUGAUGCCGAUGACUCAGCCAGCGACUAUAUCCGGGACGGUCGUCAAGGACCAUCGCCCAAGUCCCACACCUCUGCCACCGUCGCCACCUCCGAUACCUGCAAAGUGGUGGCCGGCCCAUCUUCGACCGGCCCAAGCUUACAUUCGUUCUCGACAACGGCGCCGGGCUACACGCGGCACAACAGCAUGCCCUUGCCGGACGAUGUCUCUCCCUCGGCGACCGUGGCCUCGUCGGCAUACUUCAAAUCGCAGAAGACCGCUGUGCGCGAAGCAAGGUCGUUGACUGUGGAUCACAGCGCUAGCGACGAGGCUGUCGAAGGCGUUGAUGUUUUCUGGCGAUAGACAAGCCCUGCAUUGUCAACUAUCAAUCGGCGUGGUCUGAAGAAUGGCUUCGUCCCUUGUCCGUGGUCGACCAUAUCUUCGCCAUGCAAUCAUUUCAGUUGUGUCGAUAGCCUCGAUCCUCAAGACCCUCGAAGCAACACAGCCUCACACUACAUCCGAGGCGUGGCGGGCUGGGCAGACCCCGCUCUACUGUCUCUGUGGCUGUUGCCGAAACCCUUCUAUCUGGCAGCCUCGCUGGCGGUCACGACUUUAUUUGCAUUUGCAGUCGCCGGGCCUCCUCUAUCCCCGAGUCCGAUCCAGCAGCCAGAGGAUAUCGCCGCUGCAACCCGCAACUGC
This is a messenger RNA of Polychytrium aggregatum, 1764 nucleotides long. RefSeq lists its product as uncharacterized. Gene Ontology annotation, biological process: mRNA 3'-end processing by stem-loop binding and cleavage; mRNA transport. The transcript is spliced from 2 exons. Lineage: Eukaryota; Fungi; Chytridiomycota; Chytridiomycetes; Polychytriales. Gene Ontology annotation, cellular component: histone pre-mRNA 3'end processing complex; cytoplasm. The record is from RefSeq and is a predicted model, not a curated record. The coding region runs from base 106 to 1428 and encodes 440 amino acids. Gene Ontology annotation, molecular function: mRNA binding; histone pre-mRNA stem-loop binding.